UUCCUUUGAUAACGUCAGACAGGAAAAGCUUCGUGUGUGUCGCCGCUCAAACAAGGCGGUCAACCUCGCAGAUUCUGUCGGACUCACCGUAGCUUCACUGGCGCUUCAAGUCUCCCAGCUCGCCCUGCCCUGCCCUGCCGCGCCAUAGAAGCGUGUGGGCGGGGCGCGCCGAACAGACAAGCGCUACCGCCAGACAGCGCGAAUCGCGGAAUACGUCUUCAUGUUUUUCACCUCUCAAGUUUUUUGAGGCGCUCCACUGGAUUUUAAGAAGGAAGACUGGCUUGACCUUCUUGUUACUUGGGAUCAGAAAGAUGAACCCGGCAGGGUAUUUGGUGGUAGAUGGCGUUCUCCUCGCCUCACAACCAUUGAGGCAUUGUCAGUGUUUUUGAGUUUUGUUUUUUAUUUGUCUAAGUUGGGUGCAGGUAAAGGAGAAGUGAUUUUUGUUUUGUUUUCCACGAAGACAUGGAUGAUAAAUCAUUUGUAGAACUAGCAGCGAGCGCACGGAAGCCUCCUUCUUCUGACGGCGAGAGACUGGGAGCAGCAGAUGUGAAUGGGGAGCUGCAGAAGCAGGAGGGUAGCGAGUCAGGACAGCAACAGGAGCCUCCGAUGGACGAACAGGACACCGAACUUGAAGACCAGGAAGUGGAAGACCAAAUAUUGGAUCACAUUUUACAUCCUCCUAUAUCCUUGCGCAAGUCCAGCAACCCUGAGGUGUCUUAUGGUUCAGGAAAGGCUUUAAAAUUCAAACGCCAGCUCAGUGAAGAUGGAAAACAAUAUAGAAGAGGAAGUCUUGGUGGAGCUCUGACAGGCAAGUAUCUGUUGCCUUAUGCUUCAGCUCAGCAGUCAUGGCAGAGUUCUUCAGAGACUUCCAACUUGGUACGCAUGCGUUCUCAAACUCUUGGUCAAUCCGCACCUUCUCUCACUGCGAGCUUGAAGGAACUUAGCCUUCCAAGAAGAGGGAGUUUCCUCACUCCCAGAAGUUUGAGUCCAACUCCCACAAGUCCCUGCAGCCCAUGCAGCCCACUACAUGCAUUUCACUUUUGGAGCUGCAGAACCAGUAAUAGAAAAAAUCGGAUUGGAAGUGGCCAGACGUCAGCUCUUCCUCGUCCUCACUCUCCCCUUUCCGCUCAUACAGGAACAAGCCCUCAAGACAGUCCAAGAAAUUUCUCUCCUAGUGCCUCCAUCCAUUUCACUUUUGCACGAAGAACUGAUGGAAGACGUUGGUCUUUGGCAUCACUUCCCUCUUCAGGUUAUGGAACCAAUACACCAAGUUCAACAGUUUCAUCAUCCUGCUCCUCACAGGACAGGCUUCAUCAGCUUCCAUAUCAACCAACAGCUGAUGAAUUACACUUUCUGUCUAAACAUUUCUGUACAGAAAGUAUUGCUGGAAAUGAAACCCGGCGAUCAACACCAAUGCGGCCACGAUCCCGGAGUCUCAGUCCUGGACGAUCACCAGCCUGCUGUGACCAUGAAAUUAUUAUGAUGAACCAUGUUUAUAAAGAACGGUUUCCAAAGGCCACAGCUCAAAUGGAAGAGAGAAUUCAAGAAAUUAUCAGAAACAACUCCCUGGACAGUAUGCUCCCUCUGGCAGAUGGAGUCCUCAGUUUUGCUCAUCAUCAGAUCAUUGAACUGGCACGAGAUUGCUUAGAAAAAUCCCGCCAGGGACUCAUCACUUCCAGAUACUUCUUUGAGCUGCAAGAGAAAUUGGAAAAGUUGUGCCAAGAGUCACAAGAACGUUCUGAAAGUGGAGAGGUAACUUUCAUAAAAGAUCUUGUCAAAAAAAUUCUGAUUGCCAUCGCCAGGCCUGCUAGACUACUCGAGUGCCUGGAAUUUGACCCAGAGGAAUUUUAUCAUCUUCUGGAAGCAGCAGAAGGACAUGCUAAAGAAGGUCAAGGCAUCAAAACAGAUAUCCCACGUUACAUUAUUAGUCAACUGGGCCUCACCAGAGAUCCUCUUGAAGAAAUUGCUCAGCUAGCAUCUUAUGAUAGUGGAACUGCAGAAACACCAGAAACUGACGAAUCUGUUAGUUCCCAAAGUUUGAGCAGCUCUCUGAAAUCACAGCAUAAGCCUUGUGAAAGUGAUUUUAAGAUGAUUAAAUUGAUCAGUAAUGGUGCAUAUGGAGCUGUAUAUUUGGUACGUCAUAAGGAGUCAAAACAGAGGUUUGCAAUGAAGAAAAUCAACAAGCAGAACUUGAUUUUACGAAAUCAGAUCCAGCAAGCCUUUGUUGAGCGAGACAUCUUGACUUUUGCAGAAAAUCCAUUUGUUGUGAGCAUGUACUGCUCAUUUGAAACAAAACGACAUUUAUGCAUGGUCAUGGAAUAUGUUGAAGGAGGAGACUGUGCUACUUUAUUGAAGAACAUAGGCCCACUGCCAGUGGACAUGGCAAGAAUGUAUUUUGCUGAGACUGUUCUUGCUUUGGAAUACCUUCAUAAUUAUGGCAUAGUCCACAGGGACUUGAAACCGGACAAUCUUCUUGUAACAUUAAUGGGCCACAUCAAGCUUACUGACUUUGGGCUGUCAAAGGUGGGAUUAAUGAACAUGACAACGAACCUGUAUGAGGGCCAUGUUGGAAAGGACACUAGAGAAUUUUUAGAUAAACAGGUUUGUGGAACCCCAGAAUAUAUUGCACCAGAAGUCAUUCUGAGGCAGGGGUAUGGCAAACCAGUGGACUGGUGGGCAAUGGGAAUUAUUUUGUAUGAGUUUCUGGUGGGGCUAGUGCCAUUCUUUGCCCAGACUCCAGAGGAUCUUUUUGGACAAGUUAUAAGUGAUGAAAUCAAUUGGCCCGAAGGUGAAGAAGCAUUACCUCCAGAUGCUCAAGAGCUGAUCACAUUAUUGUUAAGACAAAACCCUUUAGAAAGGUUUGGGACAGGGGGAGCAUAUGAAGUAAAGCAACAUCAGUUUUUUCACAACCUGGACUGGAACAGUCUGCUACGGCAAAAAGCUGAAUUUAUCCCUCAAUUGGAGUCUGAAGAUGAUACCAGCUAUUUUGAUACUCGGUCAGAAAGGUAUCAUCAUUUGGAAACUGAGGAGGAAGAUGACACAAAUGAUGAAGAUUUUAAUUUGGAAAUCGGAAAGUUUUCAUCUUGUUCAAACCGUUUUUCUAAAGUCUACAGAAGUAUGGACCAAAUAUCUCGUAAUCAAGGAGAGGAAAAGGGAGAUAGUGGAGACAAAACCAAAAGUGGGAGUCCUCUGACUGUGGAUUCCCUAAGCUGGACUCCAGAGUUUAGUGAAAUGCCCUCACUCUCCCACUCUUCAGACACAGAGAGCACUAGUCAAGGGUGCCGGUCAGGACUGCUUCCAAAAUUUGCUAUUUCUGCAGAAACAGAAGAAGGGGAAGAAUCUGUGAGCCCGGGACACUCUGAUAAAGUUGGUUUCACUAUUGGUGAACUUCCACAUGAUGAGACAGAUGCAAUUACCCCUGGAAGCACACUGAGUGACUCCACACUUUCAGUGGCCAGUUUUUCAGAAACCCUUGAUCAAAAUCAUGCAAGGAGUGAAGGUGUGGACAGUCCAGACAGCACUUCAAAGGAGCCAGGAGACCUCAUAGCACAUUCAAGAUUAGAUGGUGGAGAAAAAACUAGAAUCACAAGCAAAGUUACAAAGUCAGUUUCUACCAGUGCACUCUCCCUCAAGAUUCCUGGAGAUGCUUUUGGUAUUUCUCCUCUUGGCAGCCCAAUGUCACCUCACUCCUUGUCUUCAGAUCCCUCUUCAAGGGAUUCUUCCCCUAGUCGUGAUUCAUCAGUUUGUUCUGUCAGUCCCAGGCAGCCAAUCAUCAUCCACAGUUCAGGAAAGAAGUUUGGCUUUACCCUUCGUGCAAUCCGAGUUUAUGCCUGUGACAGUGAUAUCUACAGGGUGUACCAUAUGGUGUUGAGUGUUGAGGAAGGUGGCCCUGCUCAGCUAGCUGGUUUGAAGGCUAAUGACCUCAUUACACAUGUUAAUGGUGAACCGGUCCAUGGACUUGUUCACACUGAAGUGGUGGAACUGCUGUUAAAGAGUGGAAGCAAAGUUGCUAUUACAACAACUCCAUUUGAGAACACAUCCAUUAAAACUGGCCCUGCAAGGAGAAACAGCUAUAAAAGUAAAAUGGUGAGACACAGCAAGAAACCUAAGAAAAAAGAGACACAGGAAAGGAAGCGAUCCAUGGGUAGACGUUUUGGAAUGCAGCCUUCUCCUCUACUCCAUACAAGUAGGAGCUACUCUUGUUUAAACCGGUCACUCUCGUCAGGUGAAAGUUUGCCUGGGUCUCCAACACAUAGUCUGUCCCCAAGGUCACCUACUGCUGGUUUUCGCUCCACCCCAGACUUUAAUCAGUCAGCUGGUAAUUCUUCUCAGAGUAGUUCUCCCAGCUCAAGUGCUCCUAACUCCCCUGCUGGUUCUGGACAUAUUCGGCCUAGCACACUUCAUGGGCUGGGUCCAAAGCUGACUGGGCAGAGAUACAGGCAGGGUCGUCGAAAAUCAGCAGGAAGUAUUCCCCUUUCUCCACUUGCCCGUACUCCUUCUCCUACACCUCAGCCAACAUCACCUCAGCGGUCCCCUUCACCACUUUUGGGUCAUUGUGUUGGCAGCUCCAAAACAACACAAACAUUUCCUAGUAAAAUGCAUUCCCCACCAACCAUUGUAAGACACAUGGUAAGACCCAAGAGUGCUGAACCACCAAGGUCUCCCCUGCUUAAAAGGGUUCAGUCUGAAGAGAAGCUUUCUCCAUCUUAUGCCAGUGACAAAAAGCACUUGUGCCCUCGUAAACACAGUUUGGAAGUGACUCAGGAGGAGGCACAGAAAGAAUCAUUUAAUAAGGACCAUAAUCUGCAGAGUCUUGAUGAAAUAUCUUCUGAAGCUCCAGCGAUUACUCGUGUCCGUCCCGCUGAACAAGGUUGCCUCAAGCGGCCUGCUACUCGAAAAAUUGGGAGGCAAGAAUCUGUUGAAGAACUUGACAAAGACAAGCUUAAAGUGAAAGUGGUUAUGAAGAGACAGGACUGGGCUGAGCGGCGGGAAUCGCUGCAGAAACAGGAUGCCUUUCAGGAAUGUAGUUGUGAACCAGAGCCUGCAUCCUUUGCUGGAUCUGAGGAUAAGGAAAGAAAUACCACAUCUAGAAUUGGACAAAGAUUUCUGGGAUCUGUGGAGAGUAACUUGCCAGACAGCCAUGCUGCGACUCUUAAUCCAAAGGACAGUUUGUACAAAAAGCUUAACACUAAAGUUUGUGAUAACAUUUCAGAUCAACAGACCCUUUUCUUUGGAAUGAUGAGCAGGAGUAAUGAGCCAAGUUCAGAUAGCACCAGAUUGACAUCUAAUACAGCGUUACAAGAGCGGCCACCUCCAACAGCUGAAAGGCAUUACAAAGAUAACAUAGAGCAACUAGCAAGGCAAGCAAAGGAAAUUUGUAAAUCAGAAAAACUUGAGGCCAAAGCCCCCAAUAUCGAACUUGUCAGAAAGAAGCAGUCUUUCGAAGAAAGAGAUGAUUAUUUGUGUUCUGCUCCCAAAACUCGCAUUUCUCCUCCUGUACAUGAAGGUAGACACUUAGCUGGAGCAAGGUCAAAAAGCUUACAAUUGGAAUCUUCUGUGCCUAUAGAUCUUAGCAAAAAUGCCAUUCACAUGGUUCCCACAGUAAGUGCAGAGCCACUUCCUCAAAAACUGCUGAGUGGAAGGGGGGAGAGUGCUGUUGAAAAACUUCACUUAAUCUCAGGAACAGAGGGCCCUAUCAGAAAAACAUCCUCUGAAUAUAAACUAGAAGGAAGAUCUGUGUCAACAUUAAAACCACUGGAAGGUACUCUGGACAUAGCUAUACUGUCUGGGCCAAGGACUUCAAAAACAGAUAGCUGCUUAUCAAAAGCCAUAGAGAACCAAGUCAGCUUAUCCCACCCUAUGUCACCAGAACCAAAGAAACUGUCUGGGCCUCUCUUGGACACUGGGAAACAUCAAGCAAUUGUGCAGCAAAGUGACAUCAAACAGGUCUUAGACCCUGAAAGCAAUGUUAGUAUGCCGGUGGUGAAAGAGGCAUCGGACAAGUGCUUAAAGAAGGAUGUGCAAAAAGCAGAAGCAGACCGAAUUGUGAUUACAUUGAAGGGUUGCAGCACAGAAGAGUCUUUAGAUUCAACAGCUGAUACAUGUAAUCUUGAAAAAAGUGCAAAGGUGACAAUUGAAAAUCAAACUGACCUUCAAGAAAUGCUGAAAUCUUCAAUUACAAAAGGCUGCAGUGAACGAUUAAUAGAUGAAAGACAAGACCUGGACAAAUCCAACAAGCUAUAUAACCUGAAAGAAGAAAGUAAGAUGGAUGGGAAAAAACAAAACCUUGCUUCCAGUACAUCCAAAGGAAAAAUUCAACAAGCUACACUGCAGAAUUUCCUGGUAAUAAAUAAAGAAAAGCGUAGUGCCGAACUACAACCUCCAGACUUAAUGAAGCAAAACUGUGAUGUAAAUUUGAAUGUAAGCAGCAAAGAUCUCUGUCAGAAAAUUGUAGGUGAAAGUGCUCAGAGUUGUCAGACCGUUCUUGGUGUUUCAGAAGAGGGCGUCUCAGUGGUUCCAGAAGUAUUGAAUCAGAACAGAGAGAAACAAAGGGCUAUUACAAAUGCAAUUAAAUCUUGUCCUCCUCAAACAUCUUCCUCCAUUAUCACUACAUCAGAUGUUAAAGGAAAUAUAGUCCAAGCCAUGCCAACACAAUUGUGUCCUUCUCAGGUGCGGAGCGCUAAUGAAACUGAAGGAAGCACAGCAGUAAAAGUAGAGAAUACUUCAUCCACUUCACCUGCUGUGAAAGAACAAAAAUGUUUAAUAAGCACUGUGGUCAAAAAGAUGGAUGCCAACCUUCAGGAGUCAAAAACUGAAAAAGCUAAGGACACCUCUUUAAAUCCACCAGAUUCUUUGUCCAAGCUGGUUGCAAUUCAGACUGCUGGCAAUGCUAAUAUAUACAAAGCUGCACAGUGCAACAACUUGAAACAAAACAAAAAUAACAACAGUCCAAAAAUGUGCAUCAGUAAGUUGGAGGAGUCAGGGGGGCAGAUAAAUAAACUGAAAACCUCAGUGGCUGAUCCGAGACCUCAAGCAAAGCCUAAUGUACCUAAACGGGCUUGCCAGGAAUCUGAGUUGACACUCCAAAAAAAGCAGACUGCUCAUGUUAGUGCAAAGGAUUCGAUUAAUUCACCACAAGUGUCCACAGCAUCAGUUGAUGUAUGUAAGAAAACUGCUAUGAGGGAGAAGACAUCUAAAUGUGAGCGAAGAGAUGAGGGACAGCUUGGGUCAAAUCAUGGUGUAGAUCCCGAGAGUGAUUUGAAGAAAUCUGAAUGUAAAAACUCUGAAAAGAAUGCACUAAGGGAAAACCUGGAAGGGAAACGCAAAGAGAACUCCAGCUCAGGCAGACCAGCAACUCAAAAAGAGGCAGCGAAAACCACAAGUAGUAUGAAUAUUACACCUGCAAUGAACCAAGCCUCUAGUGACAAAAAGCAUGACACACACAAGCACAGCGAAGCACUUUCAUUCAAAAGCAACAGUGUGGUGGAGGUGAAAUCUGUAAACCAUGCCUCAAUUACUUUUGGAAAGGGCACUAAGAGCCCAGGGGACAGCUCAAGGCAUGAUGCUGAGAAAUCACAAGAAUUUUGUAAGCCUGUCAGCAAUGCCCGAGCUGAUCACAAACAAGGGGUGAGCGAUAGUAAAAGAGGAAGCCUAGAGGAUACAGCACCGUUUCCUAAAAAAGAGAUUGCUGACUGUAAAGGGAAAGAGACCACUCCAUCCCAGGGUGCAUCAUUAAAAAAGAACUCCCGAGAUUUAGCAAGAGUCACCCCAGUAAUGCAAGAAAACCACUCUUCUAACUCCCAACAAGAGAAAGAUACAAGCCAUUCAAAGAAACCAUCUGCUUCAUCACGCAGCAGUCCCCACAGGAAAAGUCAGCAAGGGAAUGCAGGCACAUGAGAAGCAUGAAAGAGUCAAAGUGACCAAUGCCACGAACCACUUCUUGUUUUGUUACCUUUCAGAACUGCACUGCUUAGUUUAUGAAACAAAAAUGAAGCUUACAUACUUUAGUAGGUGCGCAAUAUCAUCUUAGGUGUAAUAGGAAACCUUUUUUCUAUAUGCCUUCUUUAUUCAGAACCGGUGAAACUGUUACCAUAUAGUAUUUGUACAGUGUCUUUCGUGUAAUUGAGUUUGUUGAUUGCGCUGAUAUUAAUGGAAGAGUGUGAGUGCUUGAGUGAGAGAGUGACUUGAAAUGUUUAUUCAAUGUAAAUAUUUAAAAACUAAAAAUAAGUUAAAGAUUUGAUUGUAGGCAACAUUUUUGCUGCUGAUUUCAUCAUUUACCAAAAGUAACUUUAUUUUUUACUACCUGCUACUUUCUUUAAAUCCUCUGUGCUAAUAAAGAAAAGAAAAAAAUGUCACUGUAUGAUAAGAAAAAAAAAAGAAAGCAUAAGUACAGCAGAGUUUUUUUGUGGUACAUGUGUCAUUUCAUUUUACAUGAGGCCUUUUCAGUUAUAGAAUUGUGUGUGCCAAUUUUGGGUGCUUUAAUGUUGCACUGUUUGUACAAUUCUGGGACCAUCAAACCAAUCAUCUAUCAUCUGUAAAUCUGUGCUUAGUGGGAAUACUUGGGUAAGAGAAAUCUCUCUUUUGUUCAUUAGUUUCUUAUUAUUUUUAACCUCCAGAAUAUUUAGAAUGUGCAGUUAUUUUGCUAAAUGAAAUACAAGCUCAUCGGUUAUAGAUCGGUAUAGUACCUGCUGGUUUGGAUUUGGAACCAUUCAUUGCAGAAUCCAUUAUUCAUAUGAAGGCAAAGUAUUGCAUCUACUAGAAUGGGGCCUUAUGUUUUCUGGGGGAUGCUUUUUUGUUUGUUCUUUUUUUUUUUUUUUUUACAAGAGUAAGUGAUUUUUCACAUUCCUUUAAAACGCAUUAAGAGGGUCUUUAAAAGUUAUUCUGGUAACAUUUUGUAUGGAAAAAAUGUAAAUAUUACAGUAUGACAAUGCUACUUGAUAAAUAAUUAGAGAUUUAACAGAAUUAUUUAAGAUAUGAAUGUGUUUUUUUUUUUGGCAAAACGAUUCUUUUUUUAUAUUAUGCAGUUUGUAAUACUACUGUUAUGUACUGUUGCAUCUCUUGUUAAUUUGCAUUUCCCUCUCUAAGCUAGUAUGCUGCUUGACAUCAUCUUCAAGUUAAGGCAUUGCCAACCAUGCACAAAGGCUCUUGUGUCAUAUUUAUUUGAAACCCCUUGACUAUGAAUGUGACAACAUCCUUAAAACGCUAUGACAUGGGAACCAGGAGAUUAGGCAGAACUUGUAUUUGUUUCAUGUUUAAGGAAGCUAGAGACUUGAAUGUUUUUUUUUGCUUUUAAGGUAGGCACAAUUUAUCUUAGAAGUUUGUUUCAAAAGAUCCUCCAGAGAUUCCCAGCAACCCUUUAAGAAGUUUCUACUCCAACCAGAGUACCGUAUCUAGAUGUAUGCAUAGUGUUUGGUUAAGAUCAAAAUGUUCACAUGCUUGGUGUCCUUUUGGAAGUGGUAGAAUAUUCUGAUUCAUCUUUAUUAAUAUUUUACCCACUGAAAUACAGGAUGGCUGCACAAAAAGAAGCUGUUUUAUGGCCAUGAAUUGCAUUGCAUAUCUAUAUUUAUAACAACAUGCAGAAACUGACUUUGGAUUAUAAGCAUUUAAUUAUAUCGGACCCCCUUUCCACUUGUUCUAUACUGUUUUUACUGUUUAAGAUUUCAGGACUAGAAAAGCAGGGAUAAAGGAGAGAGAAAUGUGCACUUUAUCUGCCACAUGGGUAAUCCUUUUUUAUUCAAAAAACAAUGAAAAAAUUAAUUUGUAUGUGUUGUAUUAUUUUGUAUCUUAUUGUUUGAACCAAUGAGAAUUGCAUAUUAGAUUGUUGAAACAAAUCACAAAGUGCAAUGCCCAGUAAUUUAAAAGGCCAGCUGUAAAGUUAAGGCACUUUUAACCCCUAAUAUCUUUAAGUGCAUUGAUGAUUUGUUUACAGCUAUAUCACAGUUGUUUGUUCUAAACUUUGCAUAUCAGUCUGCCAAAUGUCUGUGUUGCAUUUGGAAACCCCACAGAGCAUAGCUUGUAUUAGUGUAACACAUCUUUGUGGUUCAUCUUACCAGCAAGCUGUGAAGUAGAACACUGUCAAACUGUGUGGUAUCCAGUUCGAGUCUCUGUAAAAUUGUCAAAGUUCUAAAUGUUUUUGCCCAUUGUUGACUUGUGUUAUCCGCUGUAGAUGGACUUGCAUAUAUAUGGGGUUGUCUUUUAGGAUCUGUGCAAUAAAAAGUGUUUGCAGUUUGUAUUUUCUUUAAAAAAAAAAUCUCUAUGGGUGUCAUAUGUUGUAUAUUAAAAAAGAUAUUUAUACUUCUACCGUUGCAUAACACUAAAAUAAAAAGCAUGAGUUAC
Molecule: messenger RNA, 10335 nt
Organism: Polypterus senegalus (gray bichir)
Lineage: Eukaryota; Metazoa; Chordata; Cladistia; Polypteriformes; Polypteridae
Gene: mast4
Product: microtubule associated serine/threonine kinase family member 4
Exons: 30
Coding region: 463-7896 (2477 amino acids)
Biological process (GO): intracellular signal transduction; peptidyl-serine phosphorylation
Molecular function (GO): protein serine/threonine kinase activity; protein binding; magnesium ion binding
Source: RefSeq, a predicted model, not a curated record